Molecule: messenger RNA, 161 nt
Organism: Racocetra persica
Lineage: Eukaryota; Fungi; Glomeromycota; Glomeromycetes; Diversisporales; Gigasporaceae
Source: the annotation of a GenBank genome assembly
AUUUUCAAAAAUACCUCCAAGAAAUAGAAAAUCCCGAUUAUGAUGGACCCGACAUUUCGCAAGCCUUGCCUGUUAAUGCUUCCCCAAUUGAGAAAGCCAAAUAUAAACUUUGUGAGAAAAUACUGGCUUAUCAGCAAGAUAAUAAUUUACUGAUUGAGGAG